UCGCUCCCCUUGCCUCGAGCCCGCUCCAUGGUUGUUCCGGAUCACGAACACAGCAUGGUCAUGAUGGACAAUCAAUUUUAUCAACCUCCCGAUGCCUCGUGGAUUUCCCACAAACACAUGUCUUCGAGUCUGCCGUCCUCGCCGAUGCAGCACCACCCCUAUCAGCACAUCCAAUCCCAGAGCCAGCACCAGCAGCUGCCGUCGCCGUCACAAACCCAGCCCCAACAGCACCUGCCGAUGCAGCAAUCCCACCCAUCACUGCUGUCCCAGUCGCAGCAUCUGCAUGCCUCCCAGCAGCCCCACAACCUGCAUAUGCAGCAGCCCUCGCAACAGCCCCUCUUGAACUCGGCGCACACCCGCUGGGCCGAGGAGGUGGUCUAUAGCGACGAGUAUCUGCCCAUCGACGACAGCCAUCCCAACUCGCAGUUCCAGCAGCAGCCCUCCUUCUGGACCUCGGGCGGAUACCCCACCGGCGGCUAUGUCGCCUGCAACGACAACGGAUACAUCGUCACCACCUCCGGCACCAUCUCGACCCUGUCGCCGGCCGACUCCUUUGGCCACUUCGAGGGCCUGUCGUCCCAGCACGUCGUUCACCUCCAACAUUCGGCCCUACUCCACGUCUAUCCACCCGACUUUGCCUCGUCGCACUUCCCUCCUCGCCAUCAGUCGCUGGGCACCUCUGGAUCGGCCUACGGCUCGUACGUCCCCACCACUCAGUCGGCCCCGGUCGCUGCCCCUGACGGCACCACCUACGUUGCCCCCGCGCGGCAUGAGUCUCUCGAGCGCAUGAGGCAUUCGGACAAUGCCGAUCCCGCCUCCGGCCACCUGUCCCAAGCCGGCCUUGUCGGCACCGUCCACGGCCCGGUCUCCGUCUUUCCCGAAUCCUGCCCCUACCCCGGCUAUGGCAAGGCUGCCGCCCCUGACCAUCAUCUCUCGAGCCAGCCAACCCCGGCUGCCUACGGCUCGGCGCCCCACCUCCCGACCAAGCACAUCUUCGGAGCCCAUCUGGACCACCACGGCGCUGCCUCGGCCCCGUCGCCCUUCCAGCCUCGUCGACGCACCACCCUCUCCAAGGGCUCAAGUUCGCUCCCCCCGAGCACCCUGUCGACCCCAACGCUCUCGGUCGCCGCAAGCCCGGCCACCACGGCUCUCACUGCCUCGUCUUUCCCGACCCCCCAGUCGCAGAUCAUGUACAGUCCGCCCUCGCAUGUCCUGACCCCGGGCACCGCCUAUGGCCAGCCGCCAAACUUCACCUCGCCCGUGUUGCUCGGUCUCCAGAGCAUCUCCAACCAGACCCCGUCCGUCAGCAGCGCGUCGCCCGCCCAGAUCUCCCAGUCGCCCCUGCCCUUUGCCCACGAUCCCAUCACCCCGUCGGCCAUGCCCCAAUUCUUCAACGGCAGCGACAACCCGCAGCCGCCCUACUUUGUCACCGGCUUCUCGUCCUCGGCCUAUCCCACCUCGGCCAUCGCCCCUCUUGAAUGCAGCUUCCGCUUUGACCAAUCCGAGGCCAUCGAGGACCUCACCGCCUCUGCCGAGCCCGUGCCGACAGAGCCUGUCGAGCUGCCCCCGUCGGACGCGUGCGAGGUCGACAACGACGAUGGCGAGUACGAGCUCACCAGCCCUGGCGAAGAAACAGAGUGUCGCUCGCGCCCCUCCCAGUCUCCCGAGGACCCCGAAGUCGUCACGAUCGAGCGGCCGCCCCCCGACGGACCCCAGAUUUGGCGGUGCACGCCCUUCCCGGGCUGUGACAAGCAGUUCAACACUCGGGCCGGCCUGCGGUACCAUCUGCAUACCACCCACAAAGUCACCUGCCGGAUCGUGACAAGAAGAAACGUCGGGCAGUACGGAUGUCAACUCUCUGGAUGCAGUAAAACCUUCAAAACGCGAGCUGGUCUUCGCUAUCACCUUACGCACCACCACAACGACGACGCCUCGUCUCCACGCCUGCGGCCUCUGGCAUCGCCGCCAGUCUCGAGUCCCCCUUCGGAGCACCUGACCGAUUCAUAG
Messenger RNA from Polychytrium aggregatum, 2007 nucleotides. RefSeq lists its product as uncharacterized. Bases 28 to 2007 code for a protein of 659 amino acids. NCBI's taxonomy places the organism in Eukaryota, Fungi, Chytridiomycota, Chytridiomycetes, Polychytriales. The record is from RefSeq and is a predicted model, not a curated record. The transcript is spliced from 2 exons.